Messenger RNA from Eruca vesicaria subsp. sativa (arugula), 486 nucleotides. The record is from the annotation of a GenBank genome assembly. NCBI's taxonomy places the organism in Eukaryota, Viridiplantae, Streptophyta, Magnoliopsida, Brassicales, Brassicaceae.
AUGGAAGAUCUUAACUCCUAUGCAGCUGAUUGUGUCGUUGUAUCAUGUUGUUGCAACUGUCUUGUUCUCCAGAUUGCGAUCUUCAUCUUCCUUGGACUUCCUCAAAAGCUGGUCAAGAACACGAGAAAGUGUUAUACAAAAUGGGGAAUAAACCGAAGAAGAAAAAGAAUGGGGCUCGGUUGUGAAUGUCAAGAAAAUAAUGGGGUUGAUUCAGAAUGGAGAAAAGAGAUUAUGAGUAUAAAGAUGGAAGGUUUGGGGUGUAUGGAAGAAGUUGAAAAAGCUUUGGAGGAGUUUUCAAAGAAUGGUGAGUUUUUGUUUGGGAGCUUCUGGGGACAAGAGAGGAUUCAAAAUUCUUCGUCAAUGUCAAGUUGUGUUGAUGACAACUUUGACCUAAGAUUUGUAAGUCGUUAUGAGAUCAUCGAAGAAAAUUUCUACUCCUUAGAUUAUAUAUUUACAACGUCACAUAUUGAAAUUAGUGGAAAAUAA